Penicillium cataractarum is the source of this 3234-nucleotide messenger RNA. Its product is annotated as ankyrin repeat domain-containing protein. The coding region runs from base 1 to 3234 and encodes 1077 amino acids. The record is from RefSeq and is a predicted model, not a curated record. Lineage: Eukaryota; Fungi; Ascomycota; Eurotiomycetes; Eurotiales; Aspergillaceae. Gene Ontology annotation, molecular function: protein binding. The transcript has 4 exons.
AUGCUCACCGGGUUCUCCGACGCCCAGACAACGCUAUCCAAUCGGCACAGGCACCUGGGCACCCCGCACAAGUUUAUCAGCCGUGCUCCCCACUUUUGGAGAUUAUUCUCGACGUAUCUUUGUCGAUGCGAUUAUAACCACGAAGGCAGAGUCAUUAUGAGCUUCGGCUUUAGUAUUGGCGACUUUCUCACGGUCUUUGAGCAUGCCAAUAAGCUUCGAAAACGAUUUGUUAAUGCGCCGGCGCAAUUCGAUGCGCUAUCCGAGCAAGUUCGGAACCUCUCUAUUGUGGUUCAUGACGAAGAUCUCGCCUUGACCAAUGCGGUCCUCGACAACCAGCUAAAGGCCGACAUAAGAAAGAUAGCAACUAGCUGUGGAGAUGUUCUCGUCGAAAUUGAGAGCACUCUUGAGCGAUAUGAUGAGAUAGACACGGGCCACGGUGUCAAGAAGGCUUGGAAACGAUUGAGAUGGGACCAAGAGGAAGUCCGUGAGCUUCAGGAUCGUGUUUGUUAUAACAUCAACCUCCUCAAGGGGAUAAAUGGCCGUAUCACUCGCGACAAUGUUGUGGAACUGUUGGAACACCAAAAAGAUGAACAGCACCAGGCUUGUUUAGAUUGGUUGUCGUCUACAGGUUAUGCAGAAGUUCAAAGCGAGUAUGUUAGUCAACGUCAGCCUGGGACUGGAGAGUGGCUUCUCGAAUCAUCCAACUUUCAGGACUGGGUAGCGAAGCCUGGAGCGACUCUAUUUUGCCCAGGAAUUCCUGGAGCUGGAAAAUCGAUUCUGGCGUCCGUCGUCAUCGAAGAGCUGAAUACUCGCUACGAAUUUGAUUCGACGGUUGGAAUUGCAUAUUUCUUCUGCAGUUUCCAGACACAUGAUGACCAGAGCCAGAAGAUAGAGACCCUACUCGCAUGUUUUCUUCGUCAAUUAGCUCGGAGUCUCCCACAAAUACCAGAGAGCCUCAAAGCCCUGUUCCAGAAGCACAAGAGUCGAGGCUCGCGACCGUCACUCGACGAAUACUUUGCCAGCUUAAGGUCUACUAUGAAGCUGUUCUCGCGGACUUUUAUCGUUAUCGAUGCACUGGAUGAGUGCCACUUUUCGACGAUAGCGCGGCUGUUGGAUAUGAUAUUGGAGCUUCAGGGUCCGGGCAACCUCAACCUUUUGGCAACUUCGAGAUUGAUUCCUGAAAUAACUGCCAGGUUCAAGAAUAAGCCUACUUGUGAGAUUCGUGCUGCGAUGCCGGAUGUCAUGGAAUACCUCUGGGGUAACUUGGGCAAACUGCCUUCAUUUGUAUCGCGGGAUUCACAAUUGCAAGAAGAUGUUGUUCAUAAGAUCACUGACGCCGCCGACGGAAUGUUCCUUCUCGCACGACUUAUGCUGGAAUCCUUGCAACACAAAUCGUCACCCAGAAAGAUGAAACAAGAACUCAGUGGCUUGACAAGUGUUGCCAGCCACUACGAUAUUGCAUACGACACGGCAUAUGACAAGGCCAUGGAAAGAAUUCAGGGCCAAGUCCGAGACCAGCGAAAGCUAGCGGAAGAGGCCUUAUCGUGGAUAACCUGUGCAACACGACCUCUCACAGCCCUGGAGCUACGAAACGCUCUAGCUGUGGAAAUUGGCGAGUCGGAGUUCUACGAGGAUAAUAUGCCUGAUUUGGAAGACAUCAUAUCUGCAUGUGCAGGCCUGGUCACCACCGUCACACGUUCUUCGGGCGACGUGAUCAGGUUGGUCCACGCCACGGCGAAAGAGUAUUUUGAGCGAAAAUGGACAAUAUGGUUUCCAGAUGCGCACAGCAGAAUUGCCACGACAUGCGUCACAUAUCUGUCUUUUGAUGUCUUCAAAGACGGCAUCUGCUCCAACCAGACUGAUUUCGAAGCACGGCUCCACAAAUACCCUCUGUACGCAUAUGCCAGUAUGAAUUGGGGUCACCACGCUCGCAGUCAACCAAUAGAAGAAAGUCUGAUGAUUGAAUUCCUUAGCAACAGACUCAAAGUCGAUGCUAGUGUCCAGGUGCUCUUCUAUCUUGGCGGGUACUUCACGCAUAGUGGGUAUAACCGCAACGGACCCCCAGGGUUCACGGGAUUACAUCUAGCAGCAUACUUUGGGCUACUGAGUGUGGUGAAGUCUCUACUCAAAAAGGAUCCAGGUCUCACUUCAACCAAGGACUCGAUGGGCCGAGUGCCUCUAGCUUGGGCAGCGUACAAAGGCCAUGUCAAAGUGAUUGAGGUUUUCAUGAAUGACGGGCUCGAUGCGAACCUCAAAGAUGGGACUGGUCGGACACUAAUAUCGUUGGCAGCUUCGAUGGGCCAUCCUGAUGUUGUGAACUGCUUCUUGGAGCAGAAAGUCGACCCAAAUAUCAGAGACACCGACAAUCGAACCCCUCUUUCAUGGGCAGCUUAUCGAGGUCAUCUUGAAAUUGUCAAAUCUUUGCUUGAAAAUGGAGCAGAUCCCGAGGCCAGAGAUGAGUAUGGCAGAACGCCUCUUCUAUGGGCAAGCUACGAAGGCUGGGUCGAGGUCGUCAAGCUACUUCGGGAAAGAGAUGUGGAUAUCGAGACUAGUGAUAGGCUUGGUCGGACUGCACUCUCGUGGGCCUCGGAGAAUGGACAUGUGGUCGUGGUAAAGCUGUUGCUGGACAAAGGAGCUCGACUUGACUCGAAAGACGAACAAGGCCGGACGCCUCUAUCCUGGGCUAUCCGGAACCAGCAGGAAGCAAUAUGCUCGCUUUUAAAAGCAGCAGAGCAAUCGGAAGAUGAACGGUCUCAGUCCCUUGAUCUCGAUACGAAGCUUGACCCCGGAUCAAACCAUGCACCUCUCAAUUUCUCUGCUUCACUCGGCACAAAUGACCAUCAGGUACCAGCCCCAAAGCCCACAGAGCUCAAUCAGACAAGUGCCGACGAUGGAAGGUGUUUCCAGUGUCCAUUGUGUAAUCGCUCUUCAUUGACGUCGAACAAACACGUCCUCCAAAGACAUGUGAGGGAUCUGCACUUCCCUCGAUUUAGAUUGGUCUGCCCAGAGUCCAGUUGCCCAAGGUCGUUCCAAAGGAAAGACAAAUUUCUGAUCCAUAUGAAGGAUCAGCACCAGAGGGAUAUUCAAGGGGAGGAAAUGAAUGCAUGCCAAAGAGAGGAGCCACUUCCGGAGGGUUGCAUUAUUUGUGGGAAGCAGGUUACCUCGUGGGAGGAUUUCUAUACAUGUAUUGAAACACACAUUCAGGAACCAUAUCUUGUCCAAGAAACUCCAUAA